AUACUAUCUAUCUACUCUUCAUUGUCUUGCGAUCAGAGCCCAUUUGUAUCACACGGAUUUAAUACAUAAAGCUGACCUACGACAUCUAUCAGAGUGGAUGUACGCGUGGAUGGCGCAUACACUGAAAUUGCGUCUUUACUCUCGUCAGUACGGCGGAUCUUCUUUUGCGACAGGGUGGCCAGACUGGAUCACGUGACUCGAGAAGCAAACGAAGCGUCCUGGCGCACUCGUGUUCCCCCCUCCGUCUGUCACCAUCCAUCCGUGAUCCCCGCUCCGUGGAUGAAACACCGGUCACCUUCAGAGCAGCAUCACGGGAAAAGGGCCCGUGCUCCCGCUGACUGUCUGACAUCGCAAGAAGCAAUGGAUGACAAAGCACCGUCAAACCCGCGGGAACUUACCCAAAACCCACUGAAGAAAAUUUGGAUGCCCUGUAAAAAUGGCCUUCCCGAAAAUCACAUUUCUCAAAGAAGGGUAUGCAUGACCAACUGCCCCACUCUGAUUGUAACUGUGGGUCUCCCUGCCAGAGGGAAGACCUACAUCUCCAAGAAGCUGACUCGCUAUCUCAACUGGAUUGGAGUGCCCACGAGAGAAUUCAAUGUCGGGCAAUACAGGAGAGAUUUUGUAAAGAUCUAUAAAUCCUUUGAGUUUUUUCGUCCAGACAAUGAGGAGGGUUUAAGGAUACGAAGACAAUGUGCAUCAGCUGCUUUGAAUGAUGUUAGGCAGUAUCUUACAAGUGGAGGACAAGUCGCUGUUUUUGAUGCAACAAAUACCACUAGGGAAAGAAGGGAUACCAUUCUCCAGUUUGCUGAGCAGAAUGGGUUUAAAGUGUUCUUUGUGGAGUCUGUAUGUGAAGAUCCAGACGUCAUACAAGAGAACAUUGUCCAAGUCAAACUUGGUAGUCCAGAUUACACCAACUGUAACUCAGAUGAUGCAGUGGAAGAUUUUAUGAAGAGAAUUAAAUGCUAUGAAAACUCAUAUGAAACACUGGAUGAAGUAUUGGACAGGGACCUCUCCUACAUUAAAAUCUUUGACGUUGGUCAGCGUUAUCUGGUGAACCGCGUCUUGGACCACAUCCAGAGCCGUAUCGUGUACUACCUCAUGAACAUACACAUCACACCUCGCUCCAUUUACCUGUGUCGCCAUGGUGAGAGUGAGCUCAACGUUAAGGGGCGCAUUGGAGGAGAUUCAGGCCUCACUCCCAGAGGCAAAGAGUUUGCGAAGAAGUUAAGCCACUUCAUCCAGACCCAGGGCAUCAGCGACCUGAAGGUGUGGACCAGUCAAAUGAAGAGAACCAUCCAGACUGCAGAGGCGCUGAAUGUACCGUAUGAACAGUGGAAAGUCCUAAAUGAAAUUGAUGCAGGUGUAUGUGAAGAAUUAAUGUAUGAAGAAAUCCAAGAGAACUACCCUCUGGAGUUUGCUCUGAGAGACCAGGACAAGUACCGCUAUCGCUACCCAAAGGGAGAGUCUUAUGAAGACCUAGUGCAGCGGUUGGAGCCAGUUAUUAUGGAGCUGGAGAGGCAGGAGAACGUUCUGGUUAUCUGUCACCAGGCUGUGAUGCGCUGCCUUUUGGCCUAUUUCCUGGACAAAACUGCAGAAGAACUGCCAUACCUCAAGUGCUCAUUGCAUACUGUGCUCAAGCUGACUCCAGUGGCCUACGGUUGUAAAGUUGAAUCUAUCUGCUUAAAUGUGGACGCUGUUGACACAUAUAGAGAGAAACCAGAGAACGUAGAAGUAUGGCGGCUGUCAGAGGAGGCUUUGCUAACAGUACCAGCUCAUCAAUGAGGCCGUACCUCACCCCCCACUUCCCCCAAAACACUCACUAAAGCAAUCAGACGCACAAUGCACCUGCCAGACUGAGCGACGACUGUGAACACUGAUUUUCUUACUAAAGCUGUGAUGAUGACUGUAGCUGACUGGAAUCCAGUUGAUUUUUUUAAUCAAGUAGUGACACAGUUUUUGUGUCAAGUGUAGUUUUAUCCCUGAAACCUCAAAGAUAAUAUAGAUAAUGAAGUUGAUGAAAAUGAAAUGUCUUUUUCUUGCUAAAAUUUGUAUAUGCUCCCACUGAGGUUCUCAUAAUCUAAACUCACAUGUAACGCCUGUUUGUUCAUUUUUAUUUCCGUAAUGUUCAUUUUUCGACCUUGCACAACAUGUCAUUUUGAGCACAUCUCGUCAAGUGCAAGUCUGUAUAUGAAGCUCUUAAUACUAUCACUAGUCAAAAUACAUGUUUGUGUUGGUCUAAAUAAAUAACAGUCAACCAGUGAUAUAAUCGUGAUUCCUCGUCCACGUUUUUGUCUAGUUAUAAACAGUAUCACUUUAUUAUGGUUAUUGUUGACGGGCUGAGAUAUUGGUGUCUUCUGUAUGCCUCCUGCAUGUAUGAGCACUAUGAAGCAGUAAAGUACCCUCAUUCAUGAGGUGGAACAGUGCACUUCAUUUAUGAACACCCACCAUCUCUGACAUCUGCCAUAAUACAACUGUGUACUUGUCUAACCCACAAAAGCAAAUUUGGUGGUUCAUGUAAAUGCCACUAUAUUUCUAGGAUUUUUCUAUACCUCUAUAGUUACGCACAUGAAGAGCAUAAAAUAAACAUGUGGCUUU
Boleophthalmus pectinirostris (great blue-spotted mudskipper) is the source of this 2595-nucleotide messenger RNA. Its product is annotated as 6-phosphofructo-2-kinase/fructose-2,6-bisphosphatase 4-like. NCBI's taxonomy places the organism in Eukaryota, Metazoa, Chordata, Actinopteri, Gobiiformes, Gobiidae. Gene Ontology annotation, molecular function: ATP binding; 6-phosphofructo-2-kinase activity; fructose-2,6-bisphosphate 2-phosphatase activity. The transcript has 13 exons. The record is from RefSeq and is a predicted model, not a curated record. Bases 280 to 1782 code for a protein of 500 amino acids. Gene Ontology annotation, cellular component: cytosol. Gene Ontology annotation, biological process: fructose 2,6-bisphosphate metabolic process; fructose metabolic process.